Molecule: messenger RNA, 1134 nt
Organism: Micromonas pusilla CCMP1545
Lineage: Eukaryota; Viridiplantae; Chlorophyta; Mamiellophyceae; Mamiellales; Mamiellaceae
Exons: 1
Coding region: 1-1134 (377 amino acids)
Source: RefSeq, a predicted model, not a curated record
AUGAACGCGAACGGCAGCGGCACGGCACCUGAUGAGGAACGAAUUCUUCGUCUCUCCGCAUCACUCCCCGUCGCGCCGCCCCUCCACCCGUGGGCGGGCACGAUGGGGAAGGGCGGCGGCGGCCACGGCGGGCUGAAUAUCCUCCCGCAGAAGUCCUGGAACGUCUACGGCCCCGCGCAGCGACAGAGGGUGAGAGACGCGGAGGAGAAGGCCGCCGCGGAGGAGGCUGCGGAGGAGGCGGCGAGGCACGACGCGCGACGCGAGUCGAAUCUCGUCGCGCUGCGCGAGCGCGCGUCGAAGCGCCGACGCGACGACGACGACGAACUCGAACUCGACGACGCUGAAGCGCGCCUCCCCACGGAGCACAUCAACUUCUUCGCGGAGGAGGAGCGCGAGCUCGAGAAGCUCGCGGUCGAGGAAGCGAGAGCGAGGGCGCGGCCGCGAGAUGGCCCGAACGAGGACGCGCGGCUGGGCGGAUUCAACCGCGAGGAUCGUCCGUGGUACUCGCGCGCGGAGCGUUCGUUCCACGACGCGGACGAACGCCGCGGGCUCGGCGAGAGCCUCCCGGCGAAGGUGCGACGGGAGCGAGAGGAGCGCGAGGCGCUGCUCUCGCGCGGUGGGGGUGUGACGGAGAAGAAGAGGUCGUCGCGGGGGGAGAACGAUGGGGACGGGGACGACGACGAGGAGCGACGCGCGAGAGCGUCGUUAUUGCCAGAGGCGGCGGAUUCGUCGUCGAGUUCGAGUUCGAGUUCGUCGUCGUCGUCGUCGUCGUCGUCGUCGCGGCGGGACCGGAAACGUCGCAAGAAGGGCAAGAAGGACAAGAAGGAUAAGAAGGAUAAGAAGGAUAAGAAGAGAGCGGCGCGUAAGAGGGAGAAGAAGCUCGAGAAGAAACGCGAGAAGAAGGCGCGGAGAGAGAUGCGGCGUCAUCUGGAGAUCCACGGGUUGCCGCCGCGGACGACGCCCAAACUUGGCGGUCACCGGCCCGGGUUCUCGCCGUCGGACAUCGUCCGCCUGCGCGCGGAGCGGUUAGAGCGCGAGCGCGUCGAGCGCGAGCGCGAGCGCGAGCUUCAGAAGAUCGCCGCGCUGCGCGCGUCGACGGGGGGGGUCAUAGGGAGCCGCGCGUUCGAUCGAUAG